AUGAAAUUAAAUUAUUGUAGGAGGUGCAAGAAACGGUGAUGAUUGGAUGACUCGUGAAGGAGCCGGCUCCGAUCGGCUCCGAUUUUCAAAAUCAUUGCCUGCAGGAAGAGAGUAAAUAUACAGCUCAGGAGUCCUUUGGCUUCGAAACCAAAUUUGAACGAGCUCAAGAACAACCAUAAUUGCUUAUAAGGAAACAGAAAUAUCGCCUAUCUGUAUAUGCCAACUCGCCUCAAGCGUCCGUAGCAUGACCUUUACAUGCAUCACACAACCUUUGCAGCCCAAUUGAACAUUCAUCAUAAGCCAGAUAAACGACAGUCAGCUGAAGCUUAGCGUUUCAAAAACUAUGCAGCUUUUUGUAAUUGGCGGUAGUGGAAGGACGGGUAAGAUGGUUAUUGAAGAGGCCCUACUCCGAGGUACGUACAUAGCGUAAGAAUGCAUCAGUAAUCCGAGAAAUCAGCGAUGUUGCCAUUCCUACACUGCCGAAAUCCGAAUGCUGAUGUGCAGGUUUAGGUCAUGAUGUGACAGCACUGGUUCGAGAUCCCUCCUCGAUAGAACUCAGGGAUGGUUUAAAGCUUGUAAAAGGUAAGGAACAUAUCUCAAAUGCCACAAUUGGGUAUUGCAUCCAAGCUAGAUAUCUGCAAGAAGGCCCUCGACUAAUUCUAGCCACAACAGGCACCCCACUCAAUAAAGCCGAUAUCAAAGUCGCAUUCGAAGCAAGUCCCGAAAUUCCGUCCGUUGUUCUUGUUACAUUGAACGCUCCUCGAGCAUCCGAUAGCCCUUUCUCUGCCUCGAUAUCUCCUCCAAGGCUGAUGGCUGACUCAAACGCCAAUGUAAUUGCCGCUAUGAAGGAGUUUGGUGUGCGUAAGAUUGUGAUAAUGCAGGCUUUUGGUGUUGGGGAUAGCUGGCCGCACAUGCACUUCUUGCUGCGAAUGUUGAUGAAGAAGUCAAACAUGUACCUCCAAUACGAUGACCACAACUUGGUGGAUAAAGAGGUGAAGGCAAGUGGGAUUGACUAUGUUCUCGCUCGACCUGCAAGACUUGAGGAAGGUGAAGUAAAGCCGGUCAAAGUAUAUGGGAACAAGGGACAAGGCAUGGCCAUGAUGGCCAGUAUCACUCGAGAAAGUGUAGCCAACUGGCUUGUCGAUGCAGCAGAGCAAAAAACAUGGGAUUCACAAACUCCGGUAUUAACGAAUUAGACUCUAUUGAGAGGGAAAUGGAGAAUGGAGAAUGGUGAAUGGAGUUGUUUGUUGAGGAUGGAAUGGUGUAAUAAUUAUCUCAUUAUCAAAUGCAGGGACCAUUUUUCCAGUUGUCUGGGAAUUCAAAUCGAAAGUGGCGGUUCCAGUAUGCUGACGAUUGCAUAGAUUGGAUUAAGAAUAGCAGUCCUGGUCCAGGUAGCCGAAUACGAAGGUAGUAUAUCUCAUUUAGGUCUCAUGUGCGUCAUGAUUUUGUGGUAGGAUGCAGGAUGUAGGAUGUAGGAUGUGGAUGUGGAUGUGGAUGUGGAUGUUGAUGUUGAUGUUGAUCUUGAUGUUGGAUGGUCUUCCCGUUGACUGAUUGAUUGCACAAUGCGACAUCUCGGCUCUCCGUUCAAGCCAUCCAAAAGCCCACCCCACC
Sclerotinia trifoliorum is the source of this 1611-nucleotide messenger RNA. The record is from the annotation of a GenBank genome assembly. NCBI's taxonomy places the organism in Eukaryota, Fungi, Ascomycota, Leotiomycetes, Helotiales, Sclerotiniaceae.